UAGUUUGCAACACGAAAAUGUAAAUACUGGGUAGACAUUUAUCAUUGUCCUCAUGAGCGUGACUCAAUGUCACACCGCACAUUUCUACCUGUUAAAUAUUAGCUACAAAAAUCGUAUUUAAUCUCCGAAUGGAAUGAUGGCCAGGCACGGCCAGGUUGAUGUGCAUUACAUAAAUCCAUAGUCUAUACACCCUUUUACAAUCGAAACGGGAAGGAAAAAAAAACUUCUCUGGGACCCAAAGGAUGACAUCACAAUUUCAAAUCCCCCACCCAGCAAAACAGAGCUCGGGGCCAGGCAAGUGAAUUCUUACACUAACAUCCAAGUUGAGUAAAUCUGUGGCGAGGCACCGAGAAACAAAUAGAGUACGAGACAGAGCGCUCCAAACUGGCAGAUAAAAAACUCCAUGCAGCGAUCAUUUUCUGUUCGGUGCACCGCAGAGGCUGGAAGACCGAGAAAACGAGCUAUAAGAAAGAAGAUGUAAGAGUCCAAAGAUUGUACAUCAGAGCUUUUCUUUCAUAUAAGGAGUUAUAAUACAUCAGGGGUUUUAAUAUCAUCACAAGAAGGAAAGAAAGGCUUUGAACUGUGCAACACCUGGAACGUUUUCAGAAGCGCAGAAGAUGAUCAACCCGCUUUGGAGCCACUCUGCACAAAGGAUUUAGUUGAAACCAGCACAAGUCCAAACUUCUGAGACCAAGCUAUGGAAAAGCUCUGCCAUCUCUUAUCAAUAACGACAUUUUUGUCUUUAAUUCGAGCCCGUUUUCAGGUUUAUGGUGAAUUUGGAAACCCGUCUGAACAUCCAGGUCUGAAAAUUUUAGCCAGUGCGUCACACUACUGGCCCCUGGAUGCAGUAGAUGGGAUAUAUGGACUGUGGGAUGUAAUUGGAAACCGAACAGGUCAUAUUAAUGGAAAUAAUAUAACUCUCAGAAUCCACAAUCACACUGUGCUCCCUUCCCAUAAUUCUACCUCUGUGUAUACCAAUGACUCUGCCUACACUAACAUUUCUGCAACUGUGGAUAUUGUAGAGGGGUUGGUAGACAAAGGGGUUUUUCUGAAUGGAGAUGAUGGAGCCACAUUUUUACAUUUUGGGACUUAUAAGAACUCUUGUAUUAGUGACCCAGCCCUCUGUGGACCUGAAGGAGUCACAUUCUCCUUUUUCUGGAAGACCCAUGAAACUCAGUCCCGCGUUGCAAGUUCCUCAGGAGGAAAGGUGAUUUCCAGUGGCUUUUUAGUCUGUGUCAAUGCCCACAUGGGCUAUGUCGAAUUCUACACCCCUGAAAACUCUCGCAGAUGGAGAGCAGACAUCAGCCUCCCAGGGCUGUACUGGAUAAACAUACUAUUCACGUGGACCCUGGACAGUGGCCUGAAGGUUUAUAUCAAUGGAACAUUUAAUGUCAGUGACCCAAGGGGUAGCAUAUCCAACAACUAUGGAGAUCCUCAACAGGAAGUGGUCAUUGGAACAGGCAACGGCCAAUCCUAUAGGCAUUAUGUAACGGGGGCAUUUGAUGAGUUUGUGAUCUGGGAAAGAGCCCUAACUCCCGAAGAAAUCAGACUGUAUUACAUGGCUGCCACAGGGCAGCCAGUUUUGAUGUCUACAACACCCUUUGUCCCAAACUCAGCCAGUGCUACAGUACCUCCCAUGGCCUCUACUGAUGCUUACCAUCCAAUAAUAACAAACCUGACAAACAAGGCCCAGAACUUUCACUAUCCGGUGCAAAUGCUUGGCUUUCUGGAAAAUGUUUCCAUCAACCUUCCCAACAAGACUAUUCCUGAAAACACUGCCUCCAACUUGACUGAGGCAUUUUUAAAGACUGUUGAAGAGGUACUUUCCUUACCUGGGUGGCCUGAUGAGUCUACCCCAGUAGCCAGUGGUUUGAUUGAGACAGUUGAAAAAGUCAUGUUACACAUGGUUUACAACCUUGAAUCCAGUACCCAGACUGUCAUAUCCAUUGAUGGGACCUCAUCAGUAGCAGAUUAUUCUCUUGUAAAGAUCCCACAGAAAAUGAACAUGUCCCAUUACCGCUUUCCCAUUAAGGGAAAGAACUAUAUUUCUGUGCCUGGGGAAGCUUUCACACACAACUCACAAACAACCAUUGUGGGACUCUUCUACCACACCAUGCACAGAUACUACAAGAAAAUCAACCCACUCAGCACAGAAAUUAAUGAGGCUGCGGAUUUCAAAGAUUGCCAGAUCCAAGUGAACAGUUACCUGAUUUCCCUGAAGGUCGAACCCCCUCCUGCACUGUCUGUCAACCUCUCAGGAUCCCCCCUCAUCAAAAUCGUCCUUACACAUUUACUGAGUUCGGAGCAGUACAGCCUUGCAGCCAACAAAAGUAAUAGGGUGUUUCUCUAUUGUGCCUUUCUGGACUACAGUUCUGGAGAUGGAGUGUGGUCCAACAAAGGCUGUGUCCGUUCCGGAGGAAACCUUUCAUACUCCAUCUGCUUGUGCAAUCACCUCACCAACUUUGCAAUCCUCAUGCAGGUGGUGCCACUUGAACUCAGUCGUGUACACCAGGUGGCGCUGUCUUCUAUCAGCUACAUUGGGUGCUCCAUCUCCAUUUUCUGUUUGACCAUCACUCUUGUCACCUUCGCCAUCCUCUCAUCUGUGAGCACAAUCCGUAACCAGCGCUACCACAUCCAUGCCAAUUUGUCUUUCGCUAUCCUGGUGGCUCAGAUCCUGCUUCUAAUCAGUUUCCGGUUUGAUUCAGGAACGCUGCCCUGCAAAAUUAUGGCCAUUCUGCUUCACUUUUUCUUCUUGAGUGCAUUUGCCUGGAUGUUGGUAGAAGGUCUUCAUCUUUACAGCAUGGUGAUCAAAGUGUUCGGGUCUGAGGAAAGCAAGCAUUUCUAUUACUAUGGGAUAGGCUGGGGUUCCCCUCUAGUGAUCUGCAUCGUGUCUGUGACGUCAGCCCUGGACAGCUAUGGAGAAGUGGGAAACUGUUGGCUUUCCCUUGAGAAUGGAGCCAUCUGGGCAUUUGUUGCACCUGCCCUGUUUGUCAUAGUGGUCAACAUUGGUAUCCUCAUAGCCGUGACGAGAAUCAUCUCUAGAAUUAGUGCUGAUAACUACAAGGUGCAUGGAGACGCCAAUGCAAUCAAGCUGACUGCCAAAGCUGUUGCUGUCCUCCUUCCUAUACUGGGAAUUUCAUGGAUAUUUGGGGUCCUGGCAUUCAAUGACCAUGCCCUGCUAUUCCAGUACAUGUUUGCUAUUUUUAAUUCCCUACAGGGGUUCUUCGUAUUUCUUUUCCACUGCCUUCUCAACUCUGAGAUCAGAGCUGCCUUUAAACACAAAACCAAGGUUUGGUCUCUAACCAGCAGUUCCAUCCGCAACAUCAAUGUGAAACCUUUCAACUCAGACAUUAUGAAUGGAAACCGUCCUGGAACAACACCCACAAAAAUGAACACGUGGGAUAAGAGCACAAACUCUGCAAAUCGCAUUGAUUUGUCAGCUGUGUAACACACAGCUUGGAGUGCAUCAGUUGACUUUUGAAGAAAACAAAAAUGAGAAAUGAGGGAAGAAAAUGAAUUGGUGUAAAUAGAAAACUAACACUGGCUAAUUCAAACAGGUGAACCUUUCAACGAACGCUUCACCAUAACCAGAAAUCAGGAAGAGUUAUUCAUACUGUAUAUGCUUUCAAUGGAGUUUAUGACAAGCAAACCCUUAUAAAAUUCAUCACUGUUUAAUUUUUUAGUAAUCUGGAAAUGUAAGUAUAGUAAUGCCAUAUGAGGGAUAUAAAAUAUAUGCUAAUCUUUUGGAAAGGCCAGCAAAUCCUUAGCCAAAUUAAACUGCAUAUAUACAACAAAAUUACAAUUCUCCAAAUUAAAUCCAAACUUCUAGUAUAUAAACAGACAGUCUACAGAAGACUGCGUGACAACAGUUUAUUUAAGAUUUUAGGUUUGUUUAGAGUUAUACUUGAGGCAGGAUUCCAGUGCAAGAAGUGUUUAUUACUGCAUUGACGCUUGCCUAAGAGAUCACUAAACAUGUGUGGUGAUAGAAAGACAGUAUUGAUGACAAAGCUUUUAGUUCAUUUAUGACGAAGCAAAUAUCCCUUACAGCUUCAGUUCCUUGAAAAGAUUAUAUUUGCUAUGCCUUCUGAACACCCAGUACUAAAGGCUUAUUAAAUAUAUUUUUGAGAUAUUUCAGCACUGCAGAUCAGUUUUCUCCCUUGUGCUUUAAAGGGGAUCAUUUGGUUUAACUGAUUUGAGGUCUAUCAUGACAUUUUCAGUGUUGUUCCUCCUGCAGCAAAAUAGAAAUGAAAAUGAAAAAGCAUUUGAUUUCUUUAAAAAGGAAACAAGAGACUAGGUUUUUGAAAAAUGAUGAUAUCCUCCUGCCUUUUAGAUUACUCUACUAAAGUAGUGUACAGUAAGGUACAAAUACAGUAGCAGUCAAAAACAAAUAAAGAAUGACUUAGAUUUAUUAUUUUCACCCUUGUACUGAAAUUCUUGAUUCUUGUAUUUGCAUUUCAUUUUAAUCAAAGUCAGACCUAACCAAAAAUGAACAAAAAAAAAGCUUUGUCUUAGAGCAGUGAUAUUCCAGAACCCACCCAGACACACAUAAAAAAUAUUCACCUGCCAUGAGAGACCACAAGGACACUGCUUCAUAAUCAGUUUUUCUCUGCGCAGCUGUUUAAAUCUGUAUAUUCAUUGGCCUUUUGUCAUAAAUAAAUCUGAUUUUGAGUCUGCCUACACAUACUGUUUCUAUUUGGUUUUCCUAGGCUGGCAACACUGAUAAUACAGGGUUGUUCUGUCUUGGCUUUGGUUUGAAUAAUGAUACAGUUGGAACUUCAACUUAUAUGCAAAAUUGAUAAAACCAGAACAUUUUUGUUCAUGUCAUAUCACUCUGCAACUCACUUCUGGCAGCUCACUGAAGCUAAGCAGGUGUGGGCCUGGU
This is a messenger RNA of Lepisosteus oculatus (spotted gar), 4882 nucleotides long. RefSeq names its product adhesion G protein-coupled receptor D1 (gene adgrd1). Gene Ontology annotation, molecular function: G protein-coupled receptor activity. Gene Ontology annotation, cellular component: plasma membrane. Gene Ontology annotation, biological process: adenylate cyclase-activating G protein-coupled receptor signaling pathway; cell surface receptor signaling pathway. Lineage: Eukaryota; Metazoa; Chordata; Actinopteri; Semionotiformes; Lepisosteidae. The record is from RefSeq and is a predicted model, not a curated record.